Messenger RNA from Epinephelus fuscoguttatus (brown-marbled grouper), 5649 nucleotides. It is a transcript of the gene otud4, whose product is annotated as OTU deubiquitinase 4. Bases 730 to 4989 code for a protein of 1419 amino acids. Gene Ontology annotation, molecular function: cysteine-type deubiquitinase activity; K63-linked deubiquitinase activity. The transcript is spliced from 21 exons. NCBI's taxonomy places the organism in Eukaryota, Metazoa, Chordata, Actinopteri, Perciformes, Serranidae. The record is from RefSeq and is a predicted model, not a curated record. Gene Ontology annotation, biological process: negative regulation of toll-like receptor signaling pathway; protein deubiquitination; negative regulation of interleukin-1-mediated signaling pathway.
GCUCGGGAUUUCGCGGGAUUUCCCCUGCACGUGACAAUCUGUGACUGCAGCGCAAAGUCAAACACACACCACCACAAAGGGUGGGUGAGGUGUCAUGUAAUAUGAGUUCUUAAAAUGGAUUCUUUAUUAAUUGAUCCUAGUGUCGAGGUAUCACUGGGAGGCGAUGCUUUUAUUUUGAUAGCAAAUACCGGGGAUGUGAUUCUGUCAUGGAUGAUUUUAUUUUGAAAAACGGGAAAGGAAGGUGUUGAAUAAAGCCCGAUGUAAUUUAUCUUCUUUAUAGAAAUUAUUUUUAUAUUUAAAGCUUUGAACAUUCGUUGUAUUUUAUUCAGGUUGCGGUUUAUUCUGGACAACAUUCAUCACAUUUUUUUUUACGUUGUUGAAAAACCGGAAACGCUGUAAGGCGCGCUGUCUAACUUGACACCGUAGAAGAAGAAGGGGGCGUGUUGCUAGUUGUUAGCCUGGCUGCUAACUGCGAGCUAAAGUUGACCGUACUACUUUCACUUUCUGACCGUGCCUGGGAUGAGUCGGGCUUCCUGGAAAACGAAACUAGACGCCGUCAUUGCUGUGUUUGACACUCGCUGGAUCAUAGAUGUAGAUAUUUAACACUCUUCGGCGCCGAUAUUUACAACUUGUAGCCGGUGGCGUCUUAAAGAUUGAACCACUACACCGUCACACACGCAGGUAGCGUUGUUUCACCAGCUAGCUUUUAGCGGUUAGCCCCCCGCUAGCAUGGACAGCGGCGGAAGCAUGCAGGGUAAUGAGGAGAGGGGGGCAGAGAAACUAAUGGAUUCCUACUUGAAAUCAAUCGGUUUGCAUCGGAAGAAGAUCGCCAAGGACGGGUCGUGCUUGUUUCGGGCUGUCGCCGAGCAGGUGCUGCACUGCCAAAGUCUUCACACUAAAGUUCGGGCCAAGUGUGUGGAGUUCCUGAGGAAGAACAGAGAGAGCUAUGAAGCGUUUAUCGAAGGUGACUUUGAGGAUUACCUGUUCAAGCUCCAGGACCCGCAGCAGUGGGUGGGCGAGGUGGAGAUCAACGCGCUGGCCGUCAUGUACAAGAGAGAUUUCCUGAUCUACCAGGAGCCAGGUAAACCAGCUGUCAACAUCACAGACAACAACUUCAAGGACAAGGUGCGGUUGUGUUUUCUGAACGGGAAUCACUACGACAGUGUGUAUCCCAUCAGCCACAUCAAGGACGCUGCUCUCUGCCAGUCCAUCUUGUACGAGCUGUUGUAUGACGGAGUGUUUAAAGUGGACCGCAGCUGUCUGGGUCUGUGCCAGCGGACCGGUCGAUCCACUGAUCUCCUGAGUGACGACAGCAUGAACGCCUGCGUCAGCAGCGACGAGUCCGACCUGGACGCUGGAGAGGCGCUCUGGGUGGAAAAUGGAACGAGCACGACGGCUGCAAGAAACCACAGCUACAGGGGUCGCGGGCGUGGUCGGCACCUGCCUGAGCGAGUGAGACGUUCACUGAACCCGACUCUGCUCAGAAACAUAGAGUAUGACGUCUGGCACAAGACCAAGAGAGCUCAACAGAAGAUGGAUUAUUGUAUUGCUGCUGGGAUGCAGUUCACUGUCGGAGACCGCUGCCAGGUUCGUCUUGAUGGACGGAGCUACAGCGCAACCGUCAAGGAGGUUCCUCCCAACAACGGCCCAGUGACUGUGCACAUAGAAGAACUGGGAAGCAGGAAACAGGUUUCACUGUUGAGUCUGCGUCCUCUCAGCGAUGAGAGCAGCUGGAGUACUGUGGUCAACAGAGACAAGAGGCUCAGCAAUGGACACGGAGGAGAGUGGGAGGAGAGGGGUAAAGGCAGAGGCAGGGGGAAACACGUCCCAGCAUCCUCCUCCUCUGUUGCCCCGGUGACAGCACCGGGCUCCAGCGGGCGUGUGCAGAAGCAGCACUCCUGGCCUCCGCAGGCCACCGCAGAGGAGCAGGGAGGAGCGAAGGCCACCAGGAAGUCGGUGAGCUUGGUCGAGCGUGCUUUCGGUGUGACGGAGGAGCACCUUUUAGCCAAAGAGGAGGAGGAGAGGAACGUGGCGUUGGUGGAGAUCCAGCUCAGAGACGAAUACAGCUUCCCUGCCCUCGGGGCUGGGAUCCAGGGUGAUGGAGGGAAGAAGAAGGGAGGAGAAAAGAGACACAAGAGUAAGACGAAGAGUCCUGUUGAAGACGUCCGAGCGCCGUCCCCCUCUGCUGGAGAAAGACCCAAAUCCUCCACACCGCCACCUGCAUCUGCUGCUGCUGCUACUACUGCACCUACUGCAAAUACUACUACACCCACCACCCCCACCCUCCCUGCUGCUAAACCUCCUGCUGCUCCCUCUGUGACGUCUGACUCUAGUAAUCCAGCGUGGCUGAGCUCCAUCAAGGCCGCGGCACCCAACAUGAACACGACUGCUGCUCCUGCAGCGUCCACAUCCAGCCUCCCACUCACCUGUGCUGCCUCCACUGUUAAAACAAACACACCUUCUUAUGCUGCUGCACCAAGUUCUCCUCCUCCUCCUCCUCCUCCUCCUCCUGCUGCUGCUGCUGCUCCUGCUCCUGCUGCUCCUGCUGCUGCCCCGAGCACCAAGCCUCCUGUAACGGGUGGUGCUGUACCUCCCUCUGUCCCAUCCUCUGCCACUCUCUUCUCCUUAGUCACCCCUUCUCUCCCCGCGGCUUCAUCUCCCCCCACUCCCAGCGCCCUCUCCUCAUCUUCUCCUCCCCCCACCUCCUCUUCCUCUCUCCCUCCUAAAUCAUCCACCUCCCCUCCUCCUCCUUCACUGCCACCUCCCACUUUCAUCGCUCCCAUUGCUCCCUCUCCCUCCUCUCUCCCCCGCUCCUCCCCACCUGUCUCCUCUCUCCCUCACUCCCCCAGUCCUCCCUCCUUCUCCUCCUCGUCCUCUCCCAUCCAUCAGGCUGCUAAAGUCCCCGAGGCUCCCGCACUUUCAGCACAAAGUUCUUUGCCAAAUAUUGGAGGAGCUCAGACUCAGUCUCAGAUUCAUCCUCCUGUGGCUCUGCCCCAAAACCAGAGCCAGAUCUCUGCGCCUCAGACUCGAACCCAGCCCUCAUUAACCCAAGUUGAGAACCAAACCCAGCCCCCUCCGCACCAAACCACCCAGGAUCUGACGCCUGAGAUACAGGCCGAAGCCCCGUCCUGUCAGCCUCAGUCCCACGCUGCAGUGACCUCUCUGCCGCAGACCCAGAUCCAGCCGUCUGUCCUCCAGACCUCCCUCCCUCAGGCCUCUGUCUCCCACCCCCAGCCCCAAUUACUCCCACAGUCUCAGUCUGAGGUGGCCCAGGUCCAGUCCUCCUCCUACCCUUGCACCUCUCAGGUCUCACUUCCUGUCUCUGUGCAGCUGUCUGUCACCCAUCCUCACCCCCAAGUCCAGCUAGCCCAGCCUCCUCACCCCUCUCAGGUCCCACAUCCCUCCCUGUCCCUCUCCACCUCCCAGACCCCCAGCACCCAGAACCAAACAGAGGCUCCAUCACCUCCCGUUCAGCACCCUCAGCCUCACCCUGAGUCACCGGCUCAUGCUCCCACCCAGCUGCCACACCCUCCCUAUCCCCCUCAUCACCCCCAGCUCCAGUCUGCACCUCCUCUCCCUCACCCCCCAACCAUCCCAGGCACCGUCCCCCUGCAGCAGCUGUCCCAGCUCUACCAGGACCUCCUGUACCCCGGAUUCCCUAUGGGAGAGAAGGGCGACAUGGCUCCGACUCCUUCCUACUCCUGCAGUAAAUCAGGAGACGACCUGCCAAAAGACGUCAACAUCUUAAAGUUUUUCUUCAACUUGGGUGUCAAGGCCUACUCCAUGCCCAUGUUCCCCCCCUACUUGUACCUACUCCCGCUGCAGCAGGCCCACGCCAUGCACCCCAAGCUCCCCUCCCGCUCGCCCUCCCCCACCCCUCACUACCCUCCCUCCAACCCCCCCGCCAGGCACCAGGAGGCGUACCCACACCCCCAGUACCCCCCGACUUCAGCAUCAAUGCCCCCUCAGUAUGACCACCAAGCCCCACUCACAGAGCCCCCCCAUCCCAGUGAACCCUCCUUUAACCAGGCCGGGUACCCCGUCACCCAGCCUCCACCCCACCGGAUGCCCUGCUCCUCGCUGCCAUGGCAACAGCCACCCCCUCCCAGAAACCCCAGCUACCCAGUUGGGUAUCCCACUGCAAAUCCACCAUAUCGGGCUCCCCCACCGUUGUCUCAGGGCUACCACUCAGGUCAAGGCCCGGGACACCUGCUGUACCCUCAGUACCCCCCCUCUUCACUGGGAUACCCGCCUUCAUCCUCCCCUGAAGAGCUCCAAGUGAGCCAGGCGCCGAUGGAGCAUCAUCAGGCUGCAAACGUGGACACGAUGCCCAGCCAAGGACCGAGCAGAGUCCCUGGUUCUCUGGAGAGUCCUGCGCCUGCUAACGUGGCUAAUGCUAACAGCAACAGACCAAUGGUGGUUCCUGGUUUUGCCCUCAAGAAGGAGCAGGCAGACAGUUUGACCAGAGCGGUGCUGCUGGUGGACCCGCCACUCAACAACACACCCAUAAUCACACUGGUUUCAAACCCUGAUGUCAAGGAUGUCUCCAUGGCAACCAUGAAGCCCAGCAGCACCCCUGGCUCUCCAUCGCCUUAUGAUAUAAUUUCCAAGACGACCGUCUCCAGUGACAACAACCUCACCCGUGGUUACCGGGGCCACCAAAAACCACUUAAUCCCCCCAACACGUACGUCCCGCGGGGGCAGCCGGAUCCCAGCCAGGUGGGUUACAUGGCAACUGUUGCCAUGGCAGAGUCUCUGUCUGUGGGCUGCAGCACGGAGGACGACUGGGAGGGAUUCAAACCGACAACCUUUAACCACAGAGGGUCGAGGAGGAAUCAGAGAGGAGGAGGAGGUGGGAGAGGGAGGGGUGGCCAUGAUUCAGGGAGGGGGGGGCCCAGGAGGAGACAUGGAGGAGAGGCAGGGGUGGGGUUUAACUACGUCCAGUUUAGCUCCUCCCACCGGGGGAGGGGCCGGGAGAGGGGAUACUAGCCAUCAGCCGAUACAGAGAGGAGACGACACUGGAGGCUGAUUGGUUUUCCCCCCAAAAUUAAGAACUGUCUCUUUAACAGGAAGUCAAAUGUGUGACUCUAUAGCAUCCCUCAAACGCAGCACAACUGAAAGCUUAGCAUGUCGAUAAAGCAUUAGACAUUUUCCAGCACUUAAAAAAAAAAAAAAAAAAGCAUCAACCAAGUUUAACCAGCACCUCUGUUAGCACUGUGAGCUAAAAGCAAAGUGAUUAAAGCAACAAAAAUGUAUUAUAAAAUUUAAUUUGAGAACAGCUUUAAGAGUUGUAUCGCUGCUGUGAAACUACAGCAAUCUGUGUUGGACUCUGGUAGAGUCGGACAACAAAUACAAGCUGCGUGGACUUUAUUUCUUUAUGUGUUUUGUCUUUUAAUUGUCCGUCUGUCCUGUUGCUUCUGGUCUCCUUUAGUGUGUUUGUCUAGUUUCUUCUUCUCUGGGUUUAUUUUUCUUUCUCGUUCUGAUUGAUCAACUCAGAAAACUCGAGAGAUUCAGUGCCUUACGUUUGCCACAUUUCACCGUCUUACUUCCUUUUCUUCUGAGUUUGAGAAACUGCUGUACAGAACAAAAGGCUGUUGUUGUCUGUGUUGGAUUUUUCUAUUGCGGUUGAAUAAAUAAAACUUAAGUUCA